AUGGCCGACAGCCAUCCAGUCACACUCCACCAUUCAGGAAUGAACGCUGUCGAGCGACACCAGACGCCGCUGCUCUGUGUUCGGACGAUGACUGGACUGCAGGGAUUGAUCUCGCAGAUGGAGAGCAAGGCAGAGAGGAAACUGAGGAAGGUGUGUACAACGGCGAAGGUGUACGAAGACGCGGCGGAGAAGUCCAUGGCGACGAUGACGCGCGUCUACGGCUACAACUGGCGAGUCAUCGCCAACGUGCUCGCGUCGGAGCGGACGUUCGUGGAACGCGCCCAGGGAUUGGCCGGGAACCUCACGUCGCUACGGAAACGGUCGUCCCGGCUGUCCCGGAAACUCGUGGAGCUACACGGCAUCGUCCGGAAACAAAUGGAGGACUUGUAUCGAACAGAGGUGGACGUUGACAUGAAGCUGCGAGGCUGCUACGGGUCCUGCCGGGCGGUGUUACCGUUCAGCGUCGAUCGUCUUGGCUAUCAAACGGACAUGGACGAGAUGGACCGGGCUCUCAACCAGAGAAGGAAGGCCGGCUCGCCUCCGGAACACAUCCCGCGUAUCAAGCUGCAGCCUGUAGACGUGAGCCCGGCACGGUCCGCAGAGUGUAAGAGCAUCCCAACCGCCUGGAGAGAACUGUUGACCCAGUUCGAGGACCUCGGAGCGAACCGGGUCAUUCUGGAGGCUCGGGAUCCCGCAGAGCUGGACUGAGACAGGUUUGACACUUGACAAUGGAAGUAAAGGAUGGGUGUUUCUUUUCCUUUUCAACGGCACUUUGUAACUUGGGAUUGAAAGGUGUCUAUUCAAAUAAACACAAUCGCUGUUUGGAUUAUUGAUUUUGUGUAACACCAUGCUUUCUCUGUGCACACUUACUGUUGGUAAAUGUUAAAAGUCACUUUGUCCAGUGUUCUUCUAUCGAUUAUAUCUAAACUAUGUUCUUCCAAAAAUCUAAUUGAGCAUUUCAUUUAAGUUCAUUUUAUUUUGACUCUAUGUGUAUCACAAAGGAUUACAUAUCGUCACCUUCCUAAUGGCCUAAGUCAUUUUUUCAGGUUUUUCAGAAAACACAAAAAACUGAAUGGCCUAAGUCACACGCUUGACAUAGGCCAUUAUACUAAAGGAGUAGAAUCAAAUGACCUAUUCAUCUGAAGAUCUAGGCAAUUUUAGCAGAGGUGGCCAGCACCAUGAGGCAAAAAAAUAUUUUUUGUCAAAAAAUGACACAGGCCAUUAUUUUAGGAAGGUGACGAUAUUAAAGCUGUAGUGCGUAGUUUCUGCCGCCCCCAUGAAGAAUUCUUAUAGUAAUGAUAACAAAACUGUUGACGCGUCCACAUGAUACAAGGCUUUCGUAAUCGUGCACACAGUUGCUAGUAGCCACGGAGGAUUCAAAAAACAUGACGGAUUCUUCAGAAGAGGUCAUUAUCUUCACUUGAGUUU
Perca flavescens (yellow perch) is the source of this 1428-nucleotide messenger RNA. Its product is annotated as fibrinogen alpha chain. The transcript has 4 exons. Gene Ontology annotation, biological process: platelet aggregation; blood coagulation; blood coagulation, common pathway. Gene Ontology annotation, molecular function: extracellular matrix structural constituent; protein-macromolecule adaptor activity. The coding region runs from base 1 to 708 and encodes 235 amino acids. The record is from RefSeq and is a predicted model, not a curated record. Lineage: Eukaryota; Metazoa; Chordata; Actinopteri; Perciformes; Percidae. Gene Ontology annotation, cellular component: fibrinogen complex.